This is a messenger RNA of Astrephomene gubernaculifera, 370 nucleotides long. NCBI's taxonomy places the organism in Eukaryota, Viridiplantae, Chlorophyta, Chlorophyceae, Chlamydomonadales, Astrephomenaceae. The record is from the annotation of a GenBank genome assembly.
CCCUGCUGCCGCCCUUGGGGUCCGAGCUGGGGCCGGCAGCCGCUACUCCUCUCACAGAGCUCCUAGCGGGAACGGUGGAGGAGGAAGCAGAAGAAGAUGCUCAGCCGGAAAGAAAGGAGGAUGAGGAGGAGCCGGAAGAAGAACUGGAGGAGGAGGUGCAAGAGGAGGAGGACGAGGGGCUGGUGCCGCGUCAUGAAGCCGCACUGGUGCGUGCGGAGCGAGCCGAGGCGGAUCUGCUGGCAGGUCCCACCGCUGCCGGAUUCGGCCCCGACAGCAUGGCCGCUCUCAUGCUGCCGCAACCCCCGCCCAACACCACCCAACAACCCACGUCGCCAUCUCCUUCUUCUGCUCCUGCACCCCCUGGUCCUGC